Spinacia oleracea (spinach) is the source of this 755-nucleotide messenger RNA. RefSeq names its product acyl carrier protein 2, chloroplastic-like. The record is from RefSeq and is a predicted model, not a curated record. The coding region runs from base 132 to 521 and encodes 129 amino acids. The transcript has 4 exons. Gene Ontology annotation, biological process: fatty acid biosynthetic process. Gene Ontology annotation, molecular function: acyl carrier activity. NCBI's taxonomy places the organism in Eukaryota, Viridiplantae, Streptophyta, Magnoliopsida, Caryophyllales, Amaranthaceae.
UAUCAGUACUCUCACGCUCUUCGUAUUCUCCGUCCCUUCCCUGCUAUUUUAACCCCCUUUCCCUUCUCCUCCUCUACCCCAUCCCUCUCUGCCACAUUCAUUCUCACUCACUUUCUCUCUCCGCUUCUUCAAUGGCUUCCAUCACUGGAUCAUCCGUCUCCUUCAAGUGCGCCCCUCUUCAGUCCUCGUUUCACUCCAAGAACUAUGCGCUGAAGUUGUCAGUGUCAUGGAGGAGAACUCCAGUGAUGCCACGUGGCCUAAGUGUCUCUUGCGCUGCCAAGCCCGAGAUGGUAACAAAGGUCAGUGAUAUAGUGAAAAGUCAGCUUGCUUUGGCAGAGGAUGCUAAAGUUACCGGUGAAACAAAAUUUUCAGAAAUUGGAGCCGAUUCUCUUGACACAGUUGAGAUUGUGAUGAAGCUCGAGGAGGAAUUUGGGGUUACCGUUGAGGAAGAGAAUGCUCAAACCAUUACAACUAUUCAAGAAGCGGCAGACAUGAUCGAGGCACUUCAACAAAACAAGUAGAUUAUAGGUUUCUCAUCCAUGGAUGGGAAAUGAGCACUUGAAAUUUUUCUAAUCUGUUUUCUUUUAGAUUUAGACGUUGUCUUGUAUGUUUAGUGGUAUUCAGCAUAUAUAUACUCCUAUCUUAUAUACAUAUGGAGUAUAAGAUGAAUGAAAAUCCUAAUAUUCAUGAAAAUGCACCAUUGUUGAAGGUUUGAGGCUCAACUUUCUAUUUAUCACAUAACCAUUUUGUUAUUA